AUGUCUACUGUUGAAAUUAUUAGUAUGCGAAAAACACUCUGGUGCAUUACUAGAAAUGAUAAAUUUAUUUUCAAAGUUACCACUGGAGUAGGCAAUAAUAUUUUUGAUCUUAAAGAAAUUAUUGCAGAAAAAAUUUUUAAUGUAAAGGUAUUUUUAAUUGAGUGUAAACAUAAUGUGUUAAAAGGAAAAUCAUAUGUUGGGGUUAUUUGCGGCAAAUUCCUUGAGGAAUUUUCAAAUACUAAAGGAUUUAUAGUUGUAUAUCCAAGUGGUGACCGUUACAGAGUAGAAAUUCCUGGAGAAUUAUCUAAAACACGGAAAUUGUAA
Messenger RNA from Rhizophagus irregularis DAOM 181602=DAOM 197198, 324 nucleotides. NCBI's taxonomy places the organism in Eukaryota, Fungi, Glomeromycota, Glomeromycetes, Glomerales, Glomeraceae. The record is from RefSeq and is a predicted model, not a curated record.